AUGAUACAACGAGUGCUUUUCUUGGAAAAUCGCAGCGAGGAAGAAACUCCUUAUCAAUUGAUUUGUGGAUCUAACAAGAUCACGAACUCUGGCUACCAAACGCGAAUCACAACGGUGUUUCCUCUGCUAAACGGAUCCGCCAGUAGCAGCGUUGGACCCAGAUCGAAAGUCCGCAUUGUCAUUGGAUUUUCACCCAGUUCCGCGGGGCAUUUUUACCGAAGACUGACUUUGCUAUCGCCCAACACAGAACCACAGUUUUUGUCACUCUUUGGAACCUGUCAUGACGUUGAAGAGCAGCCCCAUCCCCUUUCAACGUUACAUUUGAAGAACAUCGUAAGUGGCCUAUUCGCCGAUAAUCCCCUACAGGUUUCAAGACAUCCACAGCAGUCAAAUGCUUUCGAAGAAUACACCAGCUUACGUCAUGCUGAAGACACUGUGCUUCACAUGCCCCCAAUAUCUGUCGAUCCAGCCUAUAUUGAUUUCACACCCACGGAUGCUUUGAUUACGAAGGCAGUCAAGUGUGUGUUUCACCAUAAGGAGGUGGUCCAACUCGGUCUAGAUGUCACGGAUAACAAAUUCGGCCUGAAACGUAGCCUCGUUGUUCAAAAUCACACGUCUCAAGCUAUGCAUUUCAAAUGGACACCUCAACGAAUACUCAGGCUAGCGGACGACACUGAUUCAUUCAACGAUAUCUGUGCGUCGCCAUUCCACGAAGAAUUUUCAAUUGAGCCAUCAGAAGCUGAGUUGCCUGGCCAAGGAUCUUGUCAGUUCACUAUUACUUUCCAACCAACCCGACUGGGCCAGUUCUUCUUCCACGAGUUCGAAGGAUUCGCCUCAUUCCGUGCUUUUAGAGAUUGCAGCCUGACCGAUUCGGACUGUGUAGUGCCACCGAUCUGCGUCAUAGUUCACUGUUUUGGAAACACGUUCCAGAAAAACGAAGAACCAUUUUUGCCGAAUUUCACGCUCGAUAAGGGUCGAAUAAAACUGCCCCGAGUGGAUUCCUGGGGAGUGAUCUUCGACACAAUUUCGCUCAGGAAUAAUAGCGACUUACCGCUGUUGUUGGAACAAACAAGUACUGCGUUGGAUCCUGAGAAGGCUGAUCAGGGACUGAAUGGGUCUGUCCUCAAGUAA
Messenger RNA from Opisthorchis viverrini, 1131 nucleotides. RefSeq lists its product as hypothetical. Lineage: Eukaryota; Metazoa; Platyhelminthes; Trematoda; Opisthorchiida; Opisthorchiidae. Bases 1 to 1131 code for a protein of 376 amino acids. The record is from RefSeq and is a predicted model, not a curated record. The transcript has 6 exons.